AUCCAACAUGGCGGCUGGCGGAAGUAAGUUGGAGUAGUUGAUGAUCAACAGGGCGAAAAUCAUUUUUUCCCGGCCAUCCCCAGAUUUCCCGGGGACAGACUCAGCUCCCGGAGGCCCGUCUGUGAGCGCUGGAUCAGCGGCGGGCCGAAACUAGCCGCUCCGACUGCAGAGGAGCUCCGAAUCGGCCGCUGGCUUUUGGGGUGACCGACGGGGCCAGAUAUCGUCCACUUCCUGGUUUGGGUGGAAGUUUUGCGGGGACGGCAGUUCCCAGUGGAACGUCGGAAACUUGCGCCUCCUCUGCUCAUCUCCAGGUUGUGAGAAAACUGUGGUGCUGACAUUUCUACACUGGUCUGGCAGCCAUGUCAGGGGGUAGUUGGGUGCCCGGCACCGAGUGUCUGGCUAAAUACAACUUCCUGGGAAACAGUCAGGACGAUCUACCGUUCAACAAGGGAGAGAUUCUUACCAUUGUUAAAAGUACUAGGGACCCGAACUGGUACCGUGCGAGAACGCAGGACGGUCGGGAGGGGAUGAUUCCCGCAAACUACGUACAGAAACGGGAGGUCGUCAAACUCAACGCCAUGCCCUGGUUCCAUGGUAAGAUCACCAGAGAGCAGGCCGAGUCUUUACUGAACCCCCCACAUGAUGGAAUGUUCCUGGUGAGAGAAAGUACAAACUACCCCGGCGACUACACACUGUGUGUCAGCUUCAGCAGUAAGGUGGAGCACUACAGGGUGAUCUUCAAGAACAACAGGCUCACCAUCGACGAGGAAAUAGACUUUGAGAACCUGACAAAACUGGUCGAGCAUUAUGAGAAGGAUGCUGACGGCCUGUGCACCACACUAAAGAAGCCCGUGCCUAAGAAGGGAGGACAGGGCUUCUCAGUCGACUCACAGGCUUUUAAGGACGCUGGGUGGGCCAUCAACAGGCAUGAAGUGGAGCUAGGCAAGUCUCUGGGGAAGGGAGAGUUCGGAGAUGUAAUCCAGGGUGUGUACCGGGGCAGACUUGUUGCCAUCAAGUCGCUGAAGGACACCAGUAAAGCUGCACAGCAGUUCCUGGCCGAGGCCUCCGUCAUGACGGCGGUUUCCCAUCCCAACCUGGUGCAGCUGAUCGGCGUGUGUUUCGGGGACCCAAUUUUCAUCAUCACAGAGUUCAUGGCAAAGGGAUCACUAGUGGACUAUCUUCGCUCCAGAGGCAGAUCCGUCAUCACAGCAUCAGACAACCUGCAGUUCUCAUGUAACAUCUGUAACGGCAUGGCAUACCUAGAGUCCAAGAACCUGGUUCACCGCGACCUUGCCGCCAGAAACGUCCUUCUGUCGGAGGAAGGGACCGCGAAGGUGUCGGAUUUCGGGCUGGCCAGGGAGAUGAACUUCGAUAAGUUAGAGGGAGGCAAAGUUCCAGUCAAGUGGACGGCGCCGGAGGCACUUAGACAUGGGCAUUUCUCUACAAAAUCAGACGUGUGGAGUUUUGGCAUCUUGCUAUGGGAGCUCUACUCCUACGGCAGACCUCCAUACCCCAGAGUGCCCAUAGCAGAUGUAGUAGCACAUGUGGAGAAAGGUUACAGAAUGGAGCCUCCCGAAGGCUGCCCGGAGGACAUCUACAGUGUGAUGAAGCAGUGUUGGGACAUCAACCCAGACUCCAGGCCCUCCUUCAAGAGGCUUCUACAACAGUUGGAAACCUCUCGGAGUGUCCUGGUCUGACUUCUGGCCUCUGACCUCUCAACUCUAACCUACACUCAACUUUUUUUACCUUCCAAAUACAAUGUUGUAAGUUGUACCUUCUUUUAACAAUCAUGACAUAAUAAUAUGGUGUCAGUUUCAUCCCAUAUCAAUUGAGUCCUCAUCUUGACAACUUUCAAAGUUUAUUAUCUACAUAUUAUUAUGAUGUACAUGUAUUCUGAACAAUGGCCAGGGCAAGGGAAUAGCACUGUGUAUACGUGUAGAUGUAGACAUUGUCUGUAGUAUUCUGUUUCUAACAAAAAUGCAUGUUAUGCUUUGUUAUCAUUUUUAUAUAUUAUGUGUCUUUUUGAAAACAGUGACUUGUAAGUCCAUUAUGAUUAGUCAUUUCUACUGGUGUUAGAAAAGAGGCGUUCAGAAGUAAUUAUUUAACCCUUUUGUAAGUAGUGAACAUUUAUGCAAAAUUGCCAUACUAAAAGGUGAAGCCGCAUAGAGGCAUCUACGUGUAGUGUUUUACAUAUGGGGAAAUAGCCAGAUCACCGAACUAGCUUCCAUAACUUUGUAUAUUUGUACUUUCCUGCUUUUAUGAAUUUCAAAAUUACCCUCUAUGAGAAGGGAAAACCAGUAUGUAAUGCCAGUACUUCCCUAAUUACAUACAUGUACCGUGGGUGUUUACCAGCAAGCUUGGGGUGUUAACAAGGAGAUAUGGAAUACAAGGGUUUUUUUUUUGCACAGUUAAUAUUGUCCCUUACAUUUUGUACCUUACUUACGCUCCGGCAUCUGUCAGACACCUUCCUCAGAGCUUCUGACUAGAGUUCAAAACUGCCAACUCUAGUCAGAAACUCUGAGGAAGGCGUCUGAAAGACACUGAAACAUAAGCAAGGUACAAAAUAUAAGAAACAAUAUUGGUUGAAUGGCAGAAGAAAACCCCUGUAUCCAAUGCUUGAUGAAACCAACCUGAUGAAACUAUUUUUGGAAGGGAGACUGUAUGAUCUGUCUAGUAUUGACAGAAAGACUUGGAAUCUUGGUCACCGACAUUUGGAACGUCCUGCCAAAACAGCAGUCAGUGAACAUGAGAGCAACAGCUUGUACAAUGUUUCAGUGGAACUGAAAAGACUAUGUGUUACAUUCUACAUGCACGAGAAGGCAGCAUAUUUUAGACUUGAAACUGGAAGAAAUCGAAGUUCUAAAUAACAAACAGCGCAGCUUAGAGACAUUUUAUGUUGCCAUUCAGUUUUUCUGUGAAACAGAAUCGUUGGUCCGACACACUUUUUUUUACAAAAUUUUUGUAAAUUGUCAGGAAGGAAUUUAUACAGCAGUGUGAUAAUAUUUAUCCAAAGUGCAGUGUUAAAAAAAUGCAUUUCUGUUGGUCUAGUGCAACAUGCAGUCUUGUAGGAGUGGUGGACAAUUUUGCAAUACACACAUACGGCCACAGCAAGUAAAUUUUACGGAUGACAUCCUCCAUAGACUCCAAAUCUAAUGUGAUAGGGAGAAAAAAAACAAGGCGGACAAAAAACAGGAUUCCUUCAUUUUCGAAUUUCGAUACCAUCAACCUCGUUAAUGUGCUAAGUUUACAAAAAUCAGGGUGAAAAUUAAUGUGCAUGCUGAUGUGAUCCAUAAAAAUUACUUGCUGUGGCCUAAUAUUUAAAUAUAUCCCUUUGAAAGUUAAAUUUGGCAAAAAUCAUGUAGUUUGAAAAUGCCAGCCACCAGACCUACAUGUGAUUAUGUGCAAAAAAAGUAUCAGACCUUCGGUGAUGUAAAGAGGAAGCUACUUCAAAGAGAUUUUAGAAUUCAAUUUCCCUGCAGGCUGGCUCAAAAAGAUUCAUUUUAGCAGCAUUUUUGAAGGAGGCUUUAUAACAUGUGCUGCUUUUAAACCUUCUUCUGAAACUGAAGAGAAAGACCUACAUGAUACUUGCUGGGAAAAUGUUAUAGAAUCAUGAAAAUUCACAAAUCAUAGGACACACUGUUUAAUAUAUACUGCCCAUUUUGUUGGAUUGAGAUAUUUUCAGAAUGGUGUUGCUUGAACCAAGCUUUAUAUGAUAUGGUCCUACUUGGUGUACCUCACUGCAACUAACUUCAUGCCUUACAUGUAUGUAUAUCCAGACACUGCAACAAUGUCUGAUACAUUCCAGUGUUAAUGCUGAAAGACAUGUAGAGUGUUGUAUCCAGAACUGUGCUUUAUCCAGAACCAUGCUUUAUCCAGAACCAUGCUUUAUCCAGAACCAUGCUUUAUCCAGAACCAUGCUUUAUCCAGAACCAU
Branchiostoma belcheri (Belcher's lancelet) is the source of this 3933-nucleotide messenger RNA. Its product is annotated as tyrosine-protein kinase CSK-like. Gene Ontology annotation, molecular function: protein tyrosine kinase activity; ATP binding; protein binding. Gene Ontology annotation, biological process: protein phosphorylation. The record is from RefSeq and is a predicted model, not a curated record. Bases 360 to 1697 code for a protein of 445 amino acids. NCBI's taxonomy places the organism in Eukaryota, Metazoa, Chordata, Leptocardii, Amphioxiformes, Branchiostomatidae. The transcript has 15 exons.